This is a messenger RNA of Cucurbitaria berberidis CBS 394.84, 2048 nucleotides long. RefSeq names its product MFS general substrate transporter. Gene Ontology annotation, cellular component: plasma membrane. Lineage: Eukaryota; Fungi; Ascomycota; Dothideomycetes; Pleosporales; Cucurbitariaceae. Bases 387 to 1871 code for a protein of 494 amino acids. Gene Ontology annotation, molecular function: secondary active monocarboxylate transmembrane transporter activity. The record is from RefSeq and is a predicted model, not a curated record. Gene Ontology annotation, biological process: plasma membrane lactate transport. The transcript has 2 exons.
CCGCCUUUCCACUCCGCUAUUGGGCCGCUCUUCGCUACGCGGGGUUGCGGGGACGUCAUGAGGAUGGCGACUGUGCAGUACGUUACACCCGCAGGUCACAGGGGCGUUAUCAGGAUGCGCACUUUCGGCCGGUAGACUGAUAAAGAGUCAUCUUGACUAGAUGGGCUGGGUUCAAAAGGUGGAGCUUCCCCGCUACGAGGGGGGACAACUAGCAGCCUGCUAUCAUCCUUUCUCCAGGGACGACAGGGGAUCAUCGCCACAUUGUUGGGGUUGAGCCUGAUUACCUCGAGUACGAACAGUCAAAUCCCGUCAGACCUGCGACGACGCACAUCAUUGUAAAAUCAGAGCACUCGUCAUUGCAGCCAUCGUCUGCAAGGCUACCAACCAUGGCAGAUGAAAAAUACCACGAUGAGCAGCGCGAGUAUGUCCGACCUGCAGAGAACAUGUCAGCAGGACGUUAUCUCGCGACACGCCUGCCUACCCUCAAGCCCGCCCACGACAAAGUACCAAAUCCAAUUACCCUGCUCCGGAUGUUGAAUCUGCAGCAAUGGCUCUUCUUCCUGGUCGCCUUCUUCGCAUGGACGUGGGACGCGUUUGACUUCUUCACUGUCUCUCUGACCGUCGAGGAUCUAGCUGAAAGCUUCGGAAAGAAGAAGGCGGACAUUACGUGGGGUAUCACGCUGGUGUUGAUGCUGAGAAGCGUGGGCAGUAUCAUCUUUGGGCUGGCAGCCGAUCGAUAUGGCAGGAAGUGGCCGUUCAUUGUCAAUAAUAUUCUCUUCAUAGUACUCGAACUAGGCACGGGGUUUUGCACUACAUACACGCAGUUCUUGGGUGUACGCGCGUUGUUUGGUAUCGCAAUGGGCGGUCUGUAUGGAAAUGCUGCUGCGACUGCUCUCGAAGACUGCCCUGAAGCAGCUCGCGGUAUAAUUUCCGGCAUGCUGCAACAAGGCUACGCAUUCGGCUACCUGCUCGCCACCGUCUUCGCCAGGGCAUUCGUCAACACCGUCGGGCACGAAUGGCGCCCGCUAUUCUGGUUCGGCGCAGGGCCGCCUGUACUCAUCAUUAUCUUCCGCCUCUGCUUACCCGAAACACAAGCGUACCAGGAGCGCAAGCGUCUCCGUGAAGAGGAACCAAAUGCCGCUCAGAUGUUUGUUCAGGAGGGCAAGGUGGCGCUGAAGAGACACUGGAUGCUGCUCAUCUACAUGGUCCUGUUAAUGGCCGGCAUGAACUUCAUGUCCCACGGCAGCCAGGACCUGUAUCCCACGAUGCUGUCGAAUCAAUACGGCUUCUCCCCUAAUCGCGUCACCGUCACGCAAGUCAUCGCCAAUCUCGGCGCCAUGACGGGCGGCACAGUCAUUGGCUAUACGUCUUCUAUCAUCGGUCGACGGAUUAGUAUCAUCUGCAUGUGCAUUCUCGGAGGCACACUGCUCUAUCCGUAUACGUUUGUAAGCAGCAAUGCCGUUAUUGCCGCAGCGUUCUUCCAGCAGUUCUGCGUCCAAGGCGCAUGGGGUGUUAUACCGAUUCACCUCAUGGAACUCUCCCCAGGCAGCUUCCGCACCUUUGUUGUAGGAACAUCCUACCAGCUUGGUAACCUUGUCUCCUCGGCUUCCUCGACUAUCGAAGCUACCAUUGGGGAGCGGUUUCCUCUACCGCCCAAGGGCAAGGUUACGCGGUUCAAGUAUGGCUUGGUCAUUUGCAUCUUCAUGGGCUGCGUGUAUGCGUAUGUUAUCUUGUUGACAUUCCUUGGACCGGAAUAUAGGGGGCGGAAUUUUGAUGUUGCGGCUGAUGAGGAUGUGGCUGUUGUUACGGGGGAGAGAAAGCAUGUUGCAAGGCAGGACAGCGAGGAUGUUGAGACGGCAAGGCGAGCGUGAUAAUUAGUUGUCUUGACGGGUUGUAUAGUGGUUACUGUCAAAUUUCUGUUCCAAAGUUCAACAGCUGUUAGGUGGUGACAGAAUUUGACGACUCGUUCUAUGUUGACUAACAUGCAAUUUCAAAACCACAGUGUCUCUGAUUCAACCUAGACGCUGCCCCAAUAUCGUUCACCUCCG